AUUUUUCACGGCCGGACGAGAACAGAUAUGGUGGCUCAGUGAAUGCAUGGUGCGCUCCGUACACGUUGCGUGGUGUGGCCUUUCGAUCUCCGCUUAUUUAUUUUAAUUUCUUUCUUGGUUUUCUCUUAGACCCCCUUUGGAACGCGUCUUCCCGCUGACUCGACACCACGAUGGCAGACUCGAGUUUAGACCAAUUCUUCGCGAAGAAGGACAAGAGCAAGAAAAAGACCAAAGGAAUGGCGACGACGGACCCAAUGGGCAAGAAAACGGAAGAGGCCGGCAAGAACUCCGACAAGAGCGCCAAGAAGGACAGGGAGAAGCAAGAGAACUCUACGGGAAAGGUACCUUCGGUGAUUGCCUCGUUGGAGCAGGCCGAUGAGGAGUGGAAUGAUUUCGAAGAAGAGAAGGAGGUGGACUACAGUGGCCUCCGCAUCCAAGCACUGACCAUAACGGAGAAGGAGAAGGAAGAGGAGGCGCUUCGGGACCAGCAGGAUGAGGACGGAGAGGACGGCUGCCCGUCGUCGGGUGAUCAGCAGUCUGGCCCCUGGAAGAUGUCCGCGGCCGCCGCCCAGCAGGCCCUGGCCGCCGCCCAAGCCGAGCCGGAGCCGGAGCCAGAGGUGCCUCCCCCAAGGAUAGAGCCAGAGCCCAAGGAGGCGCCUAAAGCCGGGCAGCCCAAGGCGGCGUACGUUCCCCCACACCUCCGCUCCGGCGGCGGCAGCAGGAGCACGGCUGGCGGUCCGUCGGCGGCCCGGAGGCUUGGCGGUGGGCGCCAGACAUAUGACUUCACCAGCGAGGACCAGUUCCCAACCCUCGGUGCAGCCGUGGAGACGCCGCGCUGGGGGCCAGCACGCCAGGGACCAGAAAUGCCCGACCGCAGUUUCACGUCCGUCAAGCACGGCCUGCGGAACCGGGAGGACCCCUCGCAGCAGCACAUCCAGCUGGACUUGGAGAACAAGUACUCCGCCCUACAUCAAGGCGACGGAAACUAGGACCUCGCUUUCUUCUCCUUUUCCGGGGCGCACGCCUCCUCCUCUCCUGUCGAGCGAGCCAGGACUACACAAGAGCAACCAACUUCUUGCGAGAAAAGAGUUAUUUUUUUCACCCACACUAAUUUUACUACUCCUUUGUCGCGUUUGUCACACCAAACGAAACUGCCAGGCCACGAAUGUCUCGUUGAGCGGUAACGGGAGAUGUGUAACAUGACAGCGAGGUUCCUCAGUCUACGGGGACUCAGUUGCGAGUGUCGCAGAGGCCGGCCGUAUAGUUCGUGCAGAAGCUGGGUUCGAGAGAUGAUCUGAGGGGCGGCUUUUCGCACUUGGCGCCCCUUUGUCCCAGGUACUGGCCGACUUUCACUUCCCUCUGUCGCUGGGAGCUCUCUAUUCUCUCCUCUUGCAGCGGCAGAUUCUUCCGACAGAAUUUCGGCACUGAAGGACUGUGCUGGAAGACAGAAUGCAGUUGUUUUUUUUUGUCUGGUGUGUGUGCGUGGUCUGCGCUGUGAACUGGAAGUGUUCUUUUUUUCCCGAGGAUGACGGCGUCGCGCGGACAACCGGAGUAUUUGUCCGUUCUUUGGCUUCUUGAAGCCCCCCGUGUUUGUAUAAGAGACAUAGAGUUUUAGGGCUGUUGGCAGACCAGUUUUGGCGUGGGUGCAAGAUUGAAAGGUUCGCAAAACGUGUAGGUUCUUUUUUUUUAACUGUUUGGUGUUAGGUGUCUGGUUGCCCAUGCAGUUGCUUUAUUUGUUGAGUUAACAAAGUGAGUGAUUGGCCUAUUGCUGUUGCGCUCACUAACAAGCGUUACAUUUGCUGUAUACUUCUAGUGUGAGAGUCUGGCUGCUCAAAGUUAAUUUUGCAAGUGUUCUCGAGACGCUUAGGAGAGAUUGGAAUGAAUGGCAAUUUGUAUUUUUAAUUUGUUAUAUCUUCCUGUUGGUACCUAGUAUGAAAUAUGCUUGUGAUGCUAAGGUAUAGUGGCAGAGAUGCACAUACUGAAAAUGAGAAGAAAAAAGUGGAAUUAUAACUUCUGGUGACAUCCUACAUUGAAGAAUUCUGUACCCUAAUGGUAUUUGGUGCUUUUUCUCUAUGUAGGUGUCAUGAAAGGAAGUAAAUUGAAUUUGCUUCUA
Molecule: messenger RNA, 2113 nt
Organism: Ixodes scapularis (black-legged tick)
Lineage: Eukaryota; Metazoa; Arthropoda; Arachnida; Ixodida; Ixodidae
Product: protein CDV3 homolog
Exons: 5
Coding region: 171-989 (272 amino acids)
Cellular component (GO): cytoplasm
Source: RefSeq, a predicted model, not a curated record